Molecule: messenger RNA, 1500 nt
Organism: Penicillium longicatenatum
Lineage: Eukaryota; Fungi; Ascomycota; Eurotiomycetes; Eurotiales; Aspergillaceae
Product: MFS transporter
Exons: 3
Coding region: 1-1500 (499 amino acids)
Biological process (GO): transmembrane transport
Molecular function (GO): transmembrane transporter activity
Source: RefSeq, a predicted model, not a curated record
AUGUCGCCUGACAAUGUUUCUCAAGAAUCGCAGCUCUCACACCCUACGCUUGACCAAGAUGGUCCAGAGAGUAAACAGAGGGAAAAUGUGGAAACAGAAGGGCUGGACGUAUUCUGGGACGAGCCUGUCGAUCAAGAUCCGGCUAAUCCAAUGAACUGGGGCUUAGCGCGCAGAUGGACUAUUGUUGGAGCGGUAUCUUUCAUUACUUUCUUGACUCCCCUCGCCUCAUCCAUGUUUGCACCUGGGGUACCCGAGGUAAUGGCUGAUUUCAAUACCAGCUCAAGUCUCCUCGCAACCUUCGUUGUUUCCGUCUAUAUCCUCGGUUUCGCAUUCGGUCCUCUUAUCGUUGCUCCGUUGAGCGAGUAUAGUGGCCGUCUCGUCGUCUACAACGCAUGCAAUGUGCUCUUCCUGAUUUUCAACAUUGCCAGCGCACUGUCUCCAAGCCUGGCAUCGCUAAUAAUCUUCCGAUUCCUGGAUGGUGUUGCUGGUGUUGCGCCGACGACUAUAGGAAGUGGUACAAUUGCUGAUAUAAUGCCUAUGGAGAGUCGAGGUAAAGCUAUGGCUCUUUGGUCUUUGGGACCGCUUUUUGGUCCUAUUGUUGGUCCGGUUGUUGGUGGAUACUUGGUUGAGGCUACGAGUUGGCGAUGGGUAUUUUGGGUUCUGGCUAUUGUGGGUGGUGUCGCGUCGAUUGUCUUCUUUUUUAUCGUCCCUGAAACACAUGGUCCUACGCUCCUGGAACGGAAAGCAGCGCGGGUACGAAAGGAGACUGGGAACACGGGCUAUAGAUCUCGUUUGGAUGAUGGGAUCCCCGCGAAACAAAGAUUCAUGCAGAGUCUCGUUCGUCCGACGAGAAUGUUGCUGCUCUCGCCAAUCGUGUCGUCAAUGUGUAUCUACAUUGCUGUUCUCUAUGGCCUUUUAUACAUUCUUUUUACCACGUUCACUGAGGUUUUUGAAGGGCAAUAUGGUUUCUCAUCUGGUUCGAGUGGUCUCUCCUUCCUAGGCAGUGGUGUCGGCAUGUUACUCGGAUUGUUAUACGCUGGUAUCCUCAGUGAUCGUGAGAUCAAGCUGCGAAUUCAACGAAAGGAGACCACACAGCCAGAAGACCGGCUGCCUUGGUAUAUUGCUCUUCCUGGAUCACUGAGUAUUCCUGCUGGGUUAUUUAUCUACGGAUGGUCAACCGAUAAGCAUGUUCAUUGGAUUGUUCCCGAGAUCGGAACCGCUGUGACAGGUUAUGGUAUGAUUCUUACAUUGAUGGGUAUUCAGACUUAUCUGGUCGAUGCAUUCACGCAGCAUGCGGCCAGUGCCAUUGCAGCUUGUACUGUUCUACGGAGCCUGGCAGGUGGUCUUCUCCCUCUUUGUGGAUUGAAGCUAUAUGACAAGCUGGGUUUGGGUUGGGGCAACAGUCUGCUGGCAUUCAUUGCGCUAGGCAUAUCCCCGAUUCCUGUUUUAUUCCAGUCGUUUGGAGCGCAGCUGAGAGCUCGAUCCAAGCCUCCGAAAUAG